Messenger RNA from Cervus elaphus (red deer), 1453 nucleotides. RefSeq lists its product as uncharacterized. The record is from RefSeq and is a predicted model, not a curated record. Gene Ontology annotation, molecular function: RNA-DNA hybrid ribonuclease activity; nucleic acid binding. NCBI's taxonomy places the organism in Eukaryota, Metazoa, Chordata, Mammalia, Artiodactyla, Cervidae. Bases 48 to 884 code for a protein of 278 amino acids. The transcript has 3 exons.
UGACCCAAGCCCUACACUUAGCAAGAAACAAAAGGGCCAAUAUCUACAUGGACUCUAAGUACGCUUUCCUAAUCGCCCACUCACAUGAGACAAUCUGGAAAGAGAGGGGCUUUCUCACAACUAAAGGCUCCCCAAUAUGUAAUGCCUCCCAUAUUACCAAACUACUGGAGGCCAUCCCCCUGCCAAAAGAAGUGGCCAUCUUACAUUGCCGGGGACACCAGGCAGCUCACGAUAAAAUAGCCCAGGGUAAUAAUUUGGCUGACCAGGUGGCCCGGCAAACUGCCCUGCAACAAGAGGCAGCCCCUUUACUGGUCCUAGAAACCUCCUUUACCCCUAAAUACACGAAGGCAGAAACCAGAGCUCUACUCGCCCAGGAGGGGACACAAACACAUCCUUCCGGAUGGAUCACCCUCCACGAAAAACUGGUCCUCCCUGAACAACAAGCCAUUACCAUCAUAAAGCAGAUCCAUGACACCCUCCAUAUUGGACCGCGAGCUCUCUUAACUUUCCUUAGCCUGCUCUUCUCUCCUUUUCACCUUAGACAGGCCAUCCAGACCAUACAUCGCUCCUGUCUGACCUGUGCAACGAUCUCUCCUCAAGGAGGGCUCCGGCCCCCCCAGGAAACCCACCAGCUGAGAGGACAUCUGCCCGGUCAAGAUUGGCAGAUAACCCAGCAGGUAGCUGCAGCCCUCAACAUCACCUGGCAUCUUCACAUCCCGUACCGACCCCAGUCAUCGGGUAAGGUAGAACGGGCCAACGGGGUCCCCAGGGCCCACCUCGCCAAGCUCGCCUCAGAAGUGCGGCUCUCCUGGGUCGACCUCCUCCCCUUGGCUCUCACCCGCAUCCGCACAACACCGCACUCAAAGACAGAGUCCAAGAAAUAGCGCAGGCCGCGACCGGACGGGCCAAGAAACUAACAGCUAACACUCAACUCAAUCAAGAAGACAGACCUACCUCACAAUCCCACACAAGCUGACCUUUCGUCCUGACCGGCCCUGACCCCCACGUCGCCCCCGUCCAGCAGGAAGUAGCCAGAAGACAAACGUCGCCCCUUGUCCUAUACCAAAAAGGCCGGGAUGAAAGGUCACACUGAUCGCAGGCGGGAAGUCGCCAGCCAGAAAAUGCUGACAGAGAAGCGCCCCCCCCGCCCCCUGCCCGCCGAAAGGUCUCAGAUAAGCCCGUUGCCAGGCAGACUGACAGGGACAGAUAUCCACCAAUCAACAGCCCGUUGCCAGGCAGACUGAUGGACGCGAAGGCGCCAAGACUCCGGCCAAUCAAAAAACCGACAUGGGACCUAGACGUCCAAUCAGCACCUUGGUCCCGCCACUUCCGUAUCCGCUGGGGUAUAUAGGUGUCGCCACCCCUCCCCGCAGAUUGCAGACUCCCGUUUUUUUCCUUGCUCAUGCCCGGGAGCUCUGCCCGGGAGCGAUUGUCCAAUAAAAGCCUUUUGAUA